AUGGCACCUACAGCUACAAAAACUGCAAAUAGAUCAAACCACCCAAAUGAAACGAAAGGAAAAAUCAUUACUUGCAAAGCUGCUGUGGCAUAUGGUCCAGGAGAACCCUUAGUAGUAGAAGAAAUUAUUGUGCAUCCUCCUCGAAAAAUGGAGGUUCGAAUCAAAAUCCUGUAUACUUCCAUUUGUCACACCGAUCUCAGCGGUUGGCAAGGCGAGUCCGAACCUCAACGUGCUUUCCCUCGAAUUUUCGGGCAUGAAGCCUCCGGGAUUGUGGAGAGUGUAGGGGAAGGAGUGAGUGACAUGAAAGAAAGGGACUAUGUGGUGGUAAUAUUCAACGGAGAAUGUGGUGAGUGUGUGUACUGCACGUGUGAGAAAACCAACAUGUGUGAGAAAUUUGGGGUGAAUCCAAUGAAGAAGGAAAUGUGUGAUGGAACAAGUAGGUUUAGUACAAAAGAUGGUAAAGCUAUUUUCCACUUUAUGAACACUUCAACUUUCACGGAGUAUACUGUCGUCGAUUCAGCUUGUGUUGUUAAGAUCAAUCCUCAGUAUACAUCAAGUCUCAAGAAUCUCACCUUGCUUAGUUGUGGAGUUUCAACAGUCAUGUGUAUUAGCAACAAGUCAGAUUCUGAAAAUUUGGUGGAGCAGGAUCUUUGGUCUUUACGAAAGAAAAUUAUAGCAUCUAGAAUGUCCAGAAAACAGGAGAAAUAA
Vicia faba (fava bean) is the source of this 708-nucleotide messenger RNA. The record is from the annotation of a GenBank genome assembly. Lineage: Eukaryota; Viridiplantae; Streptophyta; Magnoliopsida; Fabales; Fabaceae.